Pistacia vera is the source of this 3330-nucleotide messenger RNA. RefSeq lists its product as uncharacterized. NCBI's taxonomy places the organism in Eukaryota, Viridiplantae, Streptophyta, Magnoliopsida, Sapindales, Anacardiaceae. Gene Ontology annotation, molecular function: nucleic acid binding; zinc ion binding. The record is from RefSeq and is a predicted model, not a curated record. Gene Ontology annotation, biological process: DNA integration.
AUGUUUAAUAAUCAAGAAGAAGACAUAACCGAAGAAUAUCAACAAUCCGUUGCUCUGAACCUCCAAAUGCAAGCGUUUAUAGGGGAGAUGAGGCGUAUGUUGAGGGCGGAAUUAGAGCCUAUUCACGAGAGGUUGGACAAGGGCAGGUUCGAGCGUGGGUAUGGGAAUAGAGAAGCUAGGAUGGGUAGGCCUAGGAGGGAUAAUGAUUUAGGGAACAUAAAGAUUAAAAUCCCAUCUUUUCACAAUUACUCGGAGUUAAAGAAGGUUAAGUUGGCUGCAAUUAAAUUUUCCAAUUAUGCUAUUGUUUGGUGGGAUCAAUUACUGAUUAAUAGGAGGAGGAAUAGAGAGCCACCCAUGGACACUUGCGAGGAGAUGAAAAUGCUUAUGAGGAAGCGUUUUGUACCCAAUAACUAUUUUAGGGGAUUGUAUCAAAAGUUGUAGAGGUUAACUCAAGGUUCUAAGAGUGUGGAUGAGUAUUACAAGGAGAUGGAGGUAGCUAUGAUCUGGGCUAAUGUAGAAGAGGACCGGGAAGCCACUAUGGCUAGAUUUUUUCAUGGUUUAAAUUGUGAGAUUGUGGAUAUAUAUGAGAUGUAACACUAUGUUGAGUUGACGGAUAUGGUACAUCAAGCCAUAAAGAUGGAGGAACAAUUUAAACGAAAGAGAUUGGCUAGGAGGGGACAACCUAUGGCUACCACCAGUCCGUGGAAGACAGCUCCAAAAAGGGACGAACAGCUACAAAAUAAGCCAAAACUUGAACUAUCUAAGAAUGUCAACUCCAAGACCGUCACUACUUUAGGUAACACCGAGGCUUCGAGUUCUAAAACACGUGAUAUUAAGUGUUUUAAAUGUCAGGGGCAGGGACACAUAGCCAGCCAGUGUGUAAACAAAAGGGUGAUAGUGAUCAAUGCUCAAGGAGAGCUUGAGUCGCAGAAUGAGGAAGGAGAUGUCGAUGAUGAGCAAAAUGCUGUGGUUGGAGAUUUAUUGGUAGCAAGGCGAGUUCUCAAUGCGCAGGUUAAGGAGGAAGAAAGUAACCAAAGGGAGAACUUGUUUCAUACCCGGUGCUUUGUAAAUAACAAAGUUUGCAGUGUCAUUAUCAAUGGAGGGAGUUGCACAAAUGUAGCCAUCACUUAUUUGGUGGAGAAAUUGGCCUUAACUACCUUGAAACAUCCUCAACCUUACCGGCUUCAGUGGCUGAAUGAAUGUGGCGAAAUCAAGAUGACAAGACAAGUGUUGGUUGCAUUAUCCAUUGGCAAAUAUGAGGAUGAGGUGCUUUGUGAUGUGGUUCCUAUGCACGCAUGCCAUUUAUUGUUGGGGAGACCAUGGCAGUAUGAUCUGAGGGAGUUUGAAGACGUCCUUCUUGAAGAGGUACCUUAUGGUUUACCUCUAAUCCGAGGGAUUGAACAUCAAAUUGAUCUCAUACCUGGUGCAUCAAUUCCAAACCGACCUGCUUAUAGGAGUAAUCCCGAAGAGACCAAGGAACUUCAGAGGCAAGUAGGUGAAUUAUUGGAGAAGGGGUAUGUGCGUGAAAGCACAAGUCCUGGUGCGGUUCCGGUGCUAUUAGUUCCUAAGAAGGAUGGAACAUGGAGGUUUGUUGUUAGUAAGAGAGGAAUUGAGGUGGACGAGGAAAAGGUGAAGACAAUCCAAGAGUGGCCAACGCCUACAACAAUUAGCCAAGUGAGGAGUUUCCACGGCUUAGCUAGUUUCUAUAGACGGUUUAUGCGUGAGUUUAGUAGCUUAGCUGCCCCUCUUACUGAAGUCAUCAAGAAAAAUGUGUCAUUUAAGUGGGGGAAAGAACAAGAAAAGACAUUUAAUCGGAUCAAAGAUAAGUUAACUAAUACACCUUUGCUUGUUUUACCUAACUUUGCUAAAACUUUUGAAAUUGAGUGUGAUGCUUCAGGAAUAGGUAUUGGAGCUGUUUUGAUGCAAAAAGGCCGUCCAGUUGCUCAUUUCAGUGAAAAGUUGAGUGGGGCAGCCCUAAAUUACCCCACUUAUGAUAAGGAGUUGUAUGCCUUGGUAAGGGCUUUGGAAAAUUGGCAACACUAUCUAUGGCCAAAGGAAUUUGUGAUUCACACAGAUCAUGAAUCUUUGAAGCAUUUGAAAGGACAGCAAAGGUUGAACAAACGCCAUGCCAAGUGGGUGGAAUUCAUUGAAACAUUUCCUUAUGUGAUCAAAUACAAGCAAGGUAAGGAAAAUGUGGUGGCUGAUGCAUUGUCCCGAAGGUUUUAUAAGCAUGAUGGAUUUUUGUUUCGAGAAAAUAAGUUGUGUGUGCCUAUGUGUUCUUUGCGUGAAUUGCUUGUGAGAGAAGCUCAUGGUGGUGGUUAUGGUCAUUUUGGUGUAGCUAAGACUUUAGGAAUUUUGUAUGAUCAUUUUUUCUGGCCUCAUAUGAAACGUGAUGUGGAAAGAAUCUGUGAGAAAUGUAUUACAUGUAAACAGGCUAAGUCUAAGUUAAAACCCCAUGGUUUGUACACCCCUUUGCCAAUACCUAGUGAACCUUGGACUGGUAUUUCUAUGGAUUUUGUUUUAGGUUUACCUAGGACUAAGAGGGGGAGAGAUUCAGUUUUUGUGAUGGUUGUUGCAUGUCAUAAAACUAAUGAUGCAUCACAUAUAGCUGAUUUGUUCUUCAAAGAAAUUGUUAGGUUACAUGGUAUGCCUAGGACCAUUGUUUCUAAUAAGGAUGCAAAGUUUUUGAGUUACUUUUGGAAGACUUUGUGGGGAAAGUUGGGAACCAAGUUGUUGUUUUCUACUACUUGUCAUCCACAAAUGGAUGGUCAAACUGAAGUAGUAAAUAGAACUUUGUCUUCUUUGUUGCGUGCUAUCAUUAAAAAGAACUUGAAAACAUGGGAAGAUUGUUUGCCGCAUGUUGAAUUUGCAUACAAUAGAAGUAUACAUUCUGCAUCUAAGUUUUCACCAUUUGAAAUUGUUUAUGGCUUUGACCCAUUGUCACCUUUGGAUUUAACUUCUUUACCUUUGAAUUGGGUUUGGUUGCACUUAAGGAAUGACCGUUUUUCGGAGAAACGGCAUUCAAAACUCCUACCUCGGGGUGACGGACCAUUUCAAGUAGUAGAACGCAUCAAUGAUAAUGCCUACAAGCUUGACUUACCAGGUGAGUAUGGUGUCAGUGCCAGCUUUAAUAUUGCUGAUUUGUCUCCUUUUGAUGUAGGUGAUGAUUUGAGGACAAAUCCUUCUCAAGAGGGGGAGAAUGAUGGAAACCAAGGAGCUGGACAUGUUAAUCAUACAAGUGGGAAUGGAGCUGAGUUUGCACAAGAUUCUUUGUCACUUUCUAGUGGCCCAAUUACAAGAUUAGAGCCAAACAUUUCAAGGAAGUAUUAA